Molecule: messenger RNA, 3304 nt
Organism: Pieris rapae (cabbage white)
Lineage: Eukaryota; Metazoa; Arthropoda; Insecta; Lepidoptera; Pieridae
Gene: smog
Product: probable G-protein coupled receptor 158
Exons: 12
Coding region: 288-2165 (625 amino acids)
Biological process (GO): G protein-coupled receptor signaling pathway
Cellular component (GO): membrane
Molecular function (GO): G protein-coupled receptor activity
Source: RefSeq, a predicted model, not a curated record
CGCCUCUUUGCACGUUCUAUACGCCAAAAUCAUUAAAAAAACACCGUUUUGUAUUAAUAAUUCCAAAUAACGCUAGCGUGUAUCAAUAUUUAGCAUAUUUCGAUACGUUGUUUGUGAUUCGUUGAGAUCAAUUGUGACAAAUCGGUGGGCAAUUUCCAAUUAUGAUUUUCGUGUUACUGUGAAGUACCUAGAUUUAUACCUGAUUCGUGCUUACCAAUGUGGUUUAGAAAUUCGCACUGAGGAUAAUGGAUGUCAUGUCUAAGGCACACGUGUGGUGGAGGUGAGAGAUGUGGGCGCGGUGGGCGGCGCUGGCGUUGCUCACGUGCGUCUGCGCCGCGCCCGCCGACCCGCCGCACGCACUCCAACAAUGUGACACCCUGAAUCUGAGGAGGCCGCCGCCGUUACCCACAAAUAUACGUGAAUAUGAGGCUGCCGUUGUCCAAAUAGCCCGUGCGUUAUCCGAGCUGGUAGACCAAGGCGUGGCUGAUGAAGCCAGAGCUUCAGCCCUGGCUAGGGCAGCAGCCAGAACUCCUCUCCACCCACCGCCAGCUGCUGUUGCGCUUGGAGCUCCGCAACUCCAUCUAGGAAUCUUAUACAUAUCGGAACCAGCUCGCCUCGUUGUCUUCCAACAGAACAACUCAGUCACAUUGCAGCCGUUCUGGCGUACCCUGGCCUCCGCUUGGAAUGCCAGUGUUGUCAUGUGGUCAAAUGCUUGGUAUUCAUGUGAAGGAGAGCCGGGCUGGUGGGGUGGAACGGCAGCAGCUAGGGGAAUGGGUUCCACGAGGGCAGCGGCUGCACUUUUCCGCAGUUUACCAACAUUACCGUGUGAAGACGCUAUGAAUGACUGGCUGGGAGGCACACCAUUAUGCGAUACCAUGACAACAGCUUGCGAAGCUCUUCCCGGAAGUAAUGGUCAGAAGUUGGAGUACCAAUGUAAAUGCCUUUCCAAUCACUGGCACCAAGAAGGUGGAGGCUGGUUAUCUCGUCUUAAGUUAAUGGAUAUUGGGAAGCUGUCUUGUACGCCUUGUGGCUUCGGAAGUAACGCCACAGCCUGUUUACCAGACACAUAUAGAGCAGCUUUAUUAGCUGCGAAUCUUACCGGCAUGCUUAUAUGCCUAAUUAUUGGGCUUGUUAUCUUUAAAAAGAGAAAAUGCAAGGCAGUUGCAGUGGGGAUGUGGACUGUUUUAGAAGUUAUUCUCCUUGGUGCAAUGUUCAUGUACGGCUCGGCUGCCGCACAGUACAUACCUGGGGCGCAAUGGCGCUGCAUUACAAGUGCAUGGCUACGAGAAUUGGGGUUCGUAGCGUGCUACGGCUCCGUCGUUCUCAGAUUAUGGGUGUUAUUAGCCGAAUUUCGGACUAGGAAGGCACAUAGAUGGACACCUAGAGAUGCAGAGGUUUUACGGAUAGUAGCAGCCAUGUUGAUAGGCGCUAGUUGCUAUCUGGCUGCUUUUACCGCGACUUCCGCCUGCGAAGACGACAUCGGGGGUGGAUGCGCAAACCCCGCCUGGCAUCACGUGACAGCUGGAGCCGAGAUUCUGUUGCUCAUUGCUGGUCUUCGGAUAGCACAUGCAGCGAGGAAUGCCAAUGUGCCCUUUCAGGAACGAGGGUGGCUAGCAUCUGCCUUAUGGGUAGAGGGCGCCAGUGGUCUUGCUUGGCGUCUAGCGGCGAUUUCGGGGGCAGCUCCUGAGAGAUCACCCCUUGUAUCAGCAGCACGAGCACAUUUAUCAUCGGGCGCUGCUUUGGCCUGUGUGCUGGCACCACGUUUGUGGCAUGGAUAUCGAGCCAGGUCGCUUGCUCAGGAAGUGUCACGUCGAGGUCCCGCAGAAGGAUUCGGAGCUGAAGCCGAAGAAGAGCCCUCGUCUGAAGAAGUCAGGGCCGAGCUGAAAAGGCUUUACGUCCAACUGGAGAUAUUACGCAAUAAAACCUUGCGCAGAGAUAACCCUCACAUCAGCAAGAGGAGAGGCGGGCGAAAACCGCCUCAUCGUCGAUUCUCUUUACAAAAAAAAGGCAGCCGAGAAAAGGCGCUUCAAGCACGACGCGGUGGUAAAAACAAGGCAAGUGGUAUUGAAGUUAGUGAAGCCGGGGACGCUUCGAGGACACCAGAAGACUCCGUGUGCUCAGUUGAAGGACCAUCACAUUUCACUGACGGUGACACUCAAGCGUGACUUAUUAAGAUGGUAUUAGUGCUACCAAAGAGUGUAUAAGUUUAAUUUGCACCCAUGAACAAUAUGUUGUUGAAUUGUUAAUCUUAUAGAAUAGCAAUAAUAAAUUUUUGUAUUAAUAGUCGUAUUUUGAACUUAAUUGACAUUGUUUCUCACAGUACCAGAAAUCUCGCAAUGGCAUUCCUGGCCUUUUAUAGACCACGUUACUAAACGUGAGCUAAAGCCAUUUAUAUUGGAAUAUUUAUAUAGGUCACGUCUGUUGCAAUGUCUUGGCACAGUCAUAGAUGUUAAUGAUGUUAGAAUUGAAUAAUUAUGUUUUUUCCUGAAGAAUAUAACACAAAAACCAUGUAUCUGGUUUUUUGAAGUUACAAGUUCUGACGCAAUCCUAAUCAUAUUAAUUCGAUUUGAGUCACCUUCGAAAUAAGACCUAAAUCGUAUGUAAUUAACUAAACCUUAAUGCGUGCAUAAAUUAUGCAUUAUACAUAAUAUAAUUAAACAAAGCCUCACUGACCGCAUAAAAUUUCCGCAAGGUCUCACAUACUCCAAUUUAUUAUCGUUUUUAGUUUAACUUAAUUGAAAUCUUUUAUACCAGACUUUGUUAUAUAUCUUAAAAGAUAUUUAACAAGGGUUUUAAUUCAUCUCGAGCAAGUGUGGAUUGCAUAAUAUAGAAUAAAUUGAUUGUCCUUCAACGGCAUUAUAAAAAAAUAUGAAUAAAAUUUAUAGUGACCAUGAAUGCGUAAAUUUUUGUGUAAUUAUAAUUUUGGUUUCUAGUCAUUUUAUUUAGUUGGUAUCAUAGACGAUAGACAGACCACAGUGUAUAAAUGGUUGAAUUUGAAAGUGUGGUUUCCAUUGUUCUAAAAUAACGCGCACAUAAUCCAUUACAUUUAUAGUUGUUAGAUGGUUAUGUAUGUUGUAAUAUUUGUUAUUGUUACUGUUAUGUUAUUUGGAUUAUUAGACGAAUUUUUCGAACGUAGAAAAAACGCACUGCUCGUAGUUCGUAACUUACUAUAGGUUUCACUAUUAUUAAGUUACAAGAUAGAGGUGUCAAAGGACUCAUGAAACACUCUAAGAGAUAAAGAGAUAAGAUAACAUAAGAUAAUAAAUAUAAAAACUUAAUUCGCCCGUGAAAUUACUAAGGAUGU